AUGCUGAGAUCGGCCGUCAGUGCUCUCCGUUUCGUCCCCCGACGUGCCUACGCCGCUGCUGCCCAAAAGUCGGCUUCUGAGGAGUUGUUGCUGACUCUCGCUUCUCCCAGCGCUGUAUGUAUUUGUCUUUUAUUUUGUUUUACCUUUAGAAGCACGUGUAAUAUCGAAAUUUUAGUCCUUCUUCAACAAGGAAGUCGUCAAGCAGGUUGAUGUCCCAACCCAGGCCGGAGUUGUUGGUGUGUUGGCCAGCCACGUACCUACGAUUGGUGUUCUCAAGCCUGGUGUUGUCAGUGUGACUAAAGCCGACGGUAAGAUUGAUAUUAAACCAAAGAUGGCUCAUUUGCUUUAUUUUAGGAAGUCAGGUUAAGCUUUUCGUCUCAUCAGGCACUCUGUCGGUCAACAUCGACGGUUCCUGCCAAGUUUUGGCCGAGGAGAUCGUUCAAGUUGAAGAUAUCGAUGAAUCGGUAUGUUGCAUUUGGUAUUAUUUGGUAUUCCGAGUUUUAGGCCGCUCGUCAAGAAUUAGAUGCCGCCCAACGCAAGACUGGCGAAGGAUCCGAGGUGGACCGUGCUGAAGCGUCGAUCCGCGCUGAAGUCGCCGAAGCCCUCCUCAAGGCCGCCACUGGCCAACAAUAG
Molecule: messenger RNA, 633 nt
Organism: Bursaphelenchus xylophilus (pine wood nematode)
Lineage: Eukaryota; Metazoa; Nematoda; Chromadorea; Rhabditida; Aphelenchoididae
Source: the annotation of a GenBank genome assembly